Messenger RNA from Lepus europaeus (European hare), 3416 nucleotides. It is a transcript of the gene MAT1A, whose product is annotated as methionine adenosyltransferase 1A. The transcript has 9 exons. Gene Ontology annotation, cellular component: cytosol. Gene Ontology annotation, biological process: S-adenosylmethionine biosynthetic process. The record is from RefSeq and is a predicted model, not a curated record. Gene Ontology annotation, molecular function: ATP binding; methionine adenosyltransferase activity. Bases 223 to 1413 code for a protein of 396 amino acids. Lineage: Eukaryota; Metazoa; Chordata; Mammalia; Lagomorpha; Leporidae.
GGGAACUCCGGCCAGCCAGAGGGAGUGACACCUCUGUAUUCUGUCCACUCCCUCCCUUUCCACCCAUCCUCACCCUCCUCUCACGUGCUCGCAGGCAGUUAGGCAGAAGUGAUCCCUGGGACCGUGCUGAAGCCCGUCGAGGUUAAAGGUAAAAACAAAUCAGGCAGAGUCGCAGCCCUACAACUGUUCCCUUGCAGAAGCUGAGUGCAGAGGUGUGGAAAGAUGAACGGACCGGUGGAUGGCUUGUGCGACCAUUCCCUAAGUGACGAAGGAGCCUUCAUGUUCACAUCAGAAUCUGUAGGAGAGGGACAUCCGGAUAAGAUCUGUGACCAGAUCAGCGAUGCCGUGCUCGAUGCCCAUCUCAAGCAAGACCCCAACGCCAAAGUGGCCUGCGAGACCGUGUGCAAGACGGGCAUGGUGCUGCUGUGCGGGGAGAUCACCUCCGUGGCCAUGGUGGACUACCAGCGAGUAGUGAGAGACGCCAUCAAGCACAUUGGCUACGAUGACUCUGCCAAGGGCUUUGACUUCAAGACCUGCAACGUGCUGGUGGCUUUGGAGCAGCAGUCCCCAGACAUCGCCCAGUGCGUCCACCUGGACAGAAAUGAAGAGGACGUUGGUGCAGGAGACCAGGGUCUGAUGUUCGGCUAUGCCACUGACGAGACAGAGGAGUGCAUGCCCCUUACCAUCAUCCUGGCGCACAGACUCAACGCCCGGAUGGCGGAUCUGCGGCGCACCGGCGUCCUGCCCUGGCUCAGGCCCGACUCUAAGACCCAGGUGACAGUUCAGUACGUGCAGGACAACGGUGCGGUCAUCCCUGUGCGCAUCCACACCAUCGUCAUCUCCGUGCAGCACGAUGAAGACGUAACCCUGGAGGACAUGCGUAGGGCCCUGAAGGAGCAGGUGAUCAAGGCCGUGGUGCCCGCCAAGUACCUGGAUGAAGACACUAUUUACCACCUGCAGCCCAGCGGGCGGUUCGUCAUUGGAGGUCCCCAGGGGGAUGCAGGCGUCACUGGCCGUAAGAUCAUUGUGGACACCUAUGGCGGCUGGGGAGCUCACGGUGGAGGGGCCUUCUCGGGGAAGGACUACACCAAGGUGGACCGCUCAGCGGCUUAUGCUGCCCGCUGGGUAGCCAAGUCCCUGGUGAAAGCAGGGCUCUGCCGCAGAGUUCUCGUCCAGGUUUCCUACGCCAUCGGUGUGGCUGAGCCGCUGUCCAUUUCCCUCUUCACCUACGGGACCUCUCAGAAGACAGAGCAAGAGCUGCUGGAUGUGGUGAACAAGAACUUCGACCUCCGGCCAGGAGUGAUCGUCAGGGAUCUGGAUUUGAAGAAGCCCAUCUACCAGAAGACGGCAUGCUACGGCCACUUUGGGAGGAGCGAGUUCCCCUGGGAAGUCCCCAAGAAGCUUGUGUUUUAGAGCUGGGGGCGGCCAGGCCCGGUCUGGGCCCAGACGCAUCCAGGGCGCCGUGCUCCCCUCUCCAGGAUCCACCCCCCCCCAGAUCCCCCCAGUGCCUCCUCCCAGGAUGUGCCUUGUUCACCCGCCUUCACCUUCCCCGGGGCCCAUUAAAUUCCACGCUGUCCUGUUGUGGCCAUGAGGGACAGGAGGCAGGUGACUUCCUGGUGUCAGCCCAGGACAGUCGCCAUGUCCCCCACCUCUCCCUCAGGCCAGGCCACGGUCCAUUCAGCGGUCAAACCACCCCUCUCAGGAGGAGAUUCCCCCUCUCACCUCCUGCUCGGGCCAGGACACCGACCAGCUCCUCCUCCCUCCCCUGGCGCAUGCCCAGGUUGGUGCGGGGGAGCUGGGCAUCCCCUUCACGCCUGUGGCCGGUGCCUCUGAGCCAAAGUUUGGUGCACAGCCCCUCCCAGGCCCGGCGUCUGGCAGAGACAGGACAGGGCCAAAGUCUGCUAAGCAUUCACAGCGCGCAGGGCCCCUGACACAUUACUGAUCGCAUUUCUUCACGGCAACAGGCUGAGGCAGCACUUUCACUGUCCCUGUUUGUAAAUGAGGGAAACUGAGGCACAGAGCAACUGGGUAACUCUCACAAGGUCCCACGGCCACAGGUAUCAGAGGCCAGACAUGAACCAGGGCAGGAGCCCGCGUGCCCCCUCUUCUGCCAGAAACAGGCGUGAGCUGUAACACACACAGUGAGAUGAGGCUGUGGACUCUGUCCUGAAGGCCUGGGGUUGCUGGGAGUCAUGGGAUUAACCUGGCGGCUCUCAGGGAACCCUGGGCCAUGGUCACGGUCUCCGGCCGUGAGCCGGAGGACCUUUCCGUGGGCCACAUUUGUCCUGCAAGGUGGUUCAGGGCGAGCUGGGCAUCCUGGCCCGGGAGGCUGGGCUAGGGCUGGGGAUGAGCAGCAGUGGCCUACAGUCCCAGCCCUGUGGCCACCCAGAGACAUGCAGGGCUGGGAUUUUGGAACUUUGGUGGAGGUACUCCAAGUCAAGUUCAGUCACACCUGGGCCUCCUGGAGCAGGGACAGUAACUCUUCAUAGCACAGGCAGCCGGCACUUUAGACAAGGGAUUGGAAUCCCGGGUCCUUCGUCCUUUCUCUUUCUUUGGCUCCUUGUACCACAUGGAGGGUGAAUCUCUUGGGAUAAGUGGGCAGGUCCCUUGGAUGCCCCUUCCAGGGUCCUCCGGCCCAGAUCCGUAGUGUUAAAUAGUGCCCAGGUGCUGGGCUCGCCUCCUGGUGGCAGACGCGCUGGCAGAGGUGGCACGAGGACAUUCUGCCCCGCCAGCUGGCUUUUGAGGGGCACAUCUGCUCCCGGAUCCUGAGUGGUCCUUGGCAUCUGAGGCUCUCGGAAGCUGUACGCACCCCUGCCUUCCCACCCCUAGCCAGUGCCACCUACGGCUCCUGUUCCCCAGCCCGGGCCCCUCACGACAGCAUCUCUACCUUGUCCCCAGCUCCCAGGACCAAAGGCUCAGACUGGGAGGGCCAGGGGCUCCAGGAGUGCACUGGGGAUGGAGCUGCUCUCCGUGGCUCACGGGGCUGAUUCUGGCUGGGAGAGGCAGCCCGGAAAGCCUGAUUUUGGGAGCAGGCAGCGUCCCUCUGUGCCUUGGCCUUUAUGACAACUGCCCUAGGCUUUCUCUGUCCAUCAGAGAAAACACUCUUCACGGUGGCAAAGCAAGCCCGAGUUGCCGUGACACCCAGAUCUUGGUUGUGACAUGAGUGCUUGGAUCUGUCCACGGGGCUCUUGGCUGCUAGGAGACUUCAAACUCCUUCCAGCAGAGGGAGUGAUGGGUUUGCAGGUGGCCGAGUUCCUGUAACUUGGGCCAUAUUGGAAGUGAAAAUUUGGAAUUUUAUACUUUCCCUACCCCCUAGAGAGAAACAAGGUCUUUUUUGGUCACCACCGUUUAUAUGAAACUAAAGCCUUUUUGUUGUUAAUUUCUGCUGGAAUAGUGAAUAAAAACUCAAGGAGCCA